Messenger RNA from Esox lucius (northern pike), 2980 nucleotides. RefSeq names its product acyl-CoA binding domain containing 4 (gene acbd4). The record is from RefSeq and is a predicted model, not a curated record. Bases 867 to 2324 code for a protein of 485 amino acids. Gene Ontology annotation, biological process: autophagy of peroxisome; fatty acid metabolic process. The transcript has 10 exons. Lineage: Eukaryota; Metazoa; Chordata; Actinopteri; Esociformes; Esocidae. Gene Ontology annotation, molecular function: fatty-acyl-CoA binding.
AAAAUAACAUUAUAUUUCUCUGUGGACAUAUUGAGAUGAUACCAGCUUGCAUGAAUAUCUUUAAUUGUAAGACAUUUCGGUCCGAAAUUGUGUCAAUAUUCUAUUUACAAACCACGCACGAACCACUGGAUCGUUCGUAUUUAAACAGGGUAACCUACAUUUACACUUGUCUGACCAAUACGUUUAUAUAUGCAGCAUGGUAAAAAUUUACUCAAACACAGUGUUACAAUAUAUGAUUGUACUGUCAAUGCAAAUUGUUCCCAUCAAGAAACUACUUCACUAUUUUACAUUGAUAAGCGUAUUUCUUUAGAAAGGGGCGUGACAUAAUGAUUCUGAUGUAGCCGCAUUUGGUCAUGUGACCCAACACGGAAGUCCACUCUACAACUGGAAGUAGAUCGAAGGUCUCCACGACAAACUUUGUUUACUUUAGGUAUUAAAUUGUUAAAUCAGUAACUAUACCUCCAACGGCACCAUUAACUUUGCAUAUCUGACUGUUCUCUGAAUAUUCUUGAAAAUCCUGUAAUCAAAUUUUAUUUUAAACAACGUUUUUACAAAAUCCUGUCCUGCUGUCAUGACUAGAAGGACGGGCUUAACAUUACAAAUGAAGUAAACUGAGAUUCGGAGACACCAGUUUGCAAAGGCAAGUAAACUUCCCUGUACCCAGUCUUGUUGGUGACUCAAAGAAUGUAAUUCUUGUUUGUUAUAUUGUGUUUAAACAGAAGCAGACUUGCUUGUUAAAUUAGAAUACCGUUUGUUGUCAUCGAAGUAUUGUUACUUUAUCAGCUCUUUUCAGUCCUGUCGUUCGUCCUCGUGGGGAAUUUAACUUGGCAGAGGACGUCGUAAUAGUACGUCGCUGCCCCGGUUGAAUGCCACGGGGCUGUGCCAUUGAGAGGCGGCCGUUUGCAAUGCCAGUUCCAGUCUCAGUUAUGGCAGAGUCGAUGGAUCACCAAAAACGCUUCAAGGCCGCUGUCGAUGUAAUUCAUAACCUUCCCAAAAACGGUUCCUACCGGCCCUCUUAUGAAGUAAUGCUGCGGUUCUACAGCCUCUACAAGCAGGCAGUGUGUGGACCCUGCACAGUGUCCCGACCCGGCUUCUGGGACCCAGUAGGUCGCUAUAAAUGGGAUGCCUGGAACCGACUAGGCAACAUGAACAGUGAGAGUGCCAUGGCGGCCUAUGUAGAGGAGAUGAAGAAAGUGGCCCAAGAGGUUAUUGACACAAUGCCCAUGAAUGAGAAGACCGCGUCGCUGUUCCACCACUUUGAGCCCCUCUACGUGGUUAUUGACGACAUGCCCCGGCCACCGACCACGCUGCUAGAUCUGAGAGACAUUAAGUGCACCGACAAAGCAGCCAGUCUAGUGGAAUUUGAACAGAAGACGGGAACCCAAAAAGAACCUGUGCCAGAAGAAGAGCUUGCCAUGGACCUGGUGCCUGCCCAAAGAGAAGAGUCUGAGUCUCGACCUAUCAUGAAAGAUGUACCCCUCGCAGACAAGGUGACUGACCCAGAAGAGGUGCCAGGUCGGACACAACUGCAGUCAGACAACUCCGCUGGCGAUGGUCAGGAGCCUGUUCCUGAGCUCAUUCCUUCUGAUGGCGCAGUGAUGCCAGAGGUACUGCUGUUGACCAGUGACUCAGAGAGUGAGAUCUUCGUUGACUCUGUGGAUUCUGUGGAACUUCUGGAAAAUAUCCAGGUGGUUGAGAUCCCCAAGUUAAAGUCAAAUGGCCUCCAUAAUGGCCAUGAAUACUCCGGGUCCUCCUCGUUCCGAUCCGAUCACAUGGAGACGGCGUUCGAGGUGACGCAGGUGGGGUCUGGGAAAGGUGGAGAGGGGGCAGGGAAUGCAGGGGGACCACCAAUGAGGAGGAGUCGAGAAGCAGGGAGAGACGGGUUGAGGGACCAGAGAUGGAGAGAACGAGGUGUUCCUCAGGGGAGCCCCAGGAGGCCGGGGAGAGAGUCCCUGGGGCCAGGGGGAGGGGCAGGUCGAGGAGGGGGAGACGGCUCAGAAGGCGGGGCUGAGAGGCUGCAGGACGUCCAGGUACAGCAGCAGAUCCUGCUGGCUCUACGGAGGCUGAGGGAGGACAUGCAGAGUGUCAUGGAGAGACUAGAGGCAGUGGAGAGGCUAGCUGCAUCACAGGCCCAGAAUUUAGACUGGAGGCCUUCAUGUCUUCACUGUGCAGCCUCAGCCACCCAAUCAGAGGAGGAGUCAUGGUGGCCCUUCCCGGAUGUAUCAGGACGGACUAUGCUGCUUCUGCUGUUUUGGCCCCUUCUGGCCCAAGGCUUAGUGUUUCUAAUGCGGAGGGGCCAAAAGAAGUCCCGAAUCUCUACCUGAAACUAAUGGACCCCAUCCCAUAACCCCGGUUUAGGAAUACAUUUAAAGUUUUAUUGUUUAUUACUAUUGGAACCAGUAGCAACAUUGAUCUAUUGUACAGCCAACGAUCCAUAUUUGGCAACUCCUACGGUGACUUGUGUGAAAGUGUGCCUAGGAGACAGCACAAUGCUGUGACAACAGGCUAUGCAUUUCCUUCUCAUUUCAAAAGGAAGUUGUGGGCUCAGUCCUAUUGGACAUUAAUGGAAAAAUUGCAUACAAUGCUCAAAACCUUGAUGACAAAUGAAUUGCAUGCUGUGCUGACCUUGGUUCCUGUGGUUAAAGGAUUAGAGACUGAAUUACAUUCAUGCUACUUUGGAAUGUCUUUGACAUGGUGAUAAUAAAGAUGGCACGGGGGGGGGGGGUGACUUUGCUACUCUGAAUAUGGGGCCAUGCUCCGCUUUGGUGUCGCUGGUCGCCUUACUAACCAAUGGAAUGAUCAGGAUAAAUAAGCACUUUUUCCAGAUAAUUUUUCUGGAAAACGUAAAUGAGGCGAUUAAUUGGAGACCGAUGCCCUGGCCAAUGUCACUGUGGAAGUUAUGGAUUAUUCUACAUAGUCACCAACCAUUGAAAGAUGUUUCUUUUAAGCUAUGAACAAGUUGGUGUAAUUAUUGACUAAA